Cuscuta campestris is the source of this 2024-nucleotide messenger RNA. NCBI's taxonomy places the organism in Eukaryota, Viridiplantae, Streptophyta, Magnoliopsida, Solanales, Convolvulaceae. The record is from the annotation of a GenBank genome assembly.
UUACGUAAAAUACACAUUUACAGUAUUAUAUUACCACAAUGCAAACUCAUAUUUAGGGAAUAAAAAAUGGAACUCUUAUUUAGAAAAUAAAAUACUAGUGCGAAAAAUUUUAUGCUAGUAUUUUAUACCAAGGUAAACAAAUGAAAUGACGGUACAAACCCGUGGUGUACAGAAUAAGGAGUAUGAGGUUAAUUAAUCUGGCAUUUGCAGAUGAUUUGAUAGUAGCCUGUAAAGCUGACAGGGGGUCAAUCAAGGUUAUACUUGAGUGUCUUCAGCAUUUUAAAGAAGUCACUAGACUGGAGGUUAAUUACUCCAAGUCCCAGAUGAUACUUGGGGGGAUUAGUGACCUGGAGUCUGAGGAGAUCCUGGGCAUGACUAAUAUGGCUAAAGGUGUAUUUCCCUUUAGGUAUCUUGGAGGGCCUAUUACUGAUGGUAGGAUAGGUGAUAGGGAAUGUGAAGCUCUGGUAGCCAAAUUAACAGCCAAGAUCUCAGUUUGGGCAUCAAAGAAUUUAUCUUAUGCAGGGAGGUGCAAAUUAAUUAAUACAGUCUUGUAUGGAGUGAUAUCCUUUUGGUGCAGACUCUUCAUUAUACCCAAUAGAGUGAUGCAAAAAAUACAAAGCAUAUGCAGGAACUUCCUUUGGGGUGCCAAAGCCCAGUAUACCAAGAUACCUCUUGUCAAUUGGGAUGAAAUAUGCAAAGCUAAACAAGCAGGAGGAUUAGGGUUCAGGGAUCUAGUUUCAUGGAAUCUGGCUUGUAAUCACAGGCUGCUCUGGGAUAUAGCUAGUAAAAAAGACAUACUAUGGGUUAAGUGGAUUCAUAAUAAGUAUCUUAAAAAGGAUAAUAUUUGGACUGUACCACCCAAGCCUAAUUUCUGUUACUAUUUGAAAAAAAUCCUGUUGAGGAGGAAAGAUUUUGAGGGCAUGCCCAUCAGAGAGAGAUAUGAUGUUCAAGGGGGAUAUGAGUGGCUUAUGGGAGACAAUACUAAGGUCCAAUGGAACUGGUUUGUUUGGAAUAAGCUCACAAUUCCCAAGCAUCAAUUCAUUCAGUGGCUGGGAUGGAAAGACAGAUUACAAACCAAAACAAGGCUAGCAAGGUAUAUGAACAUUAGUACUCACUGUGUUCUCUGCUCUGUACAUAUAGAAGACAAAGAGCAUAUGUUUUACUCUUGCCCUUAUACUAGAGGGAUCCAAAAUGAAAUAUGCAAUUGGGUUGGGACCAGAUGGAUAGCUAAUAAUGACAAAGAGAUGUUGGGGGCAAUUCAGCAGAUCAAAGGUAGGAAGAACAGAGGUAUUGCAAUUGCAGCUUUUGCUGCAAUAUGUUAUGCAGUGUGGAAGGCAAGAAACAAGAAAAUUAUGAAAAAAGGAGGAGGUGACUAUUCUGGAUUCCUGCUACUUGAUUAAAAGCCAAUUGAAGACAUAUAUUAACCAUAAAUUAAGAGUAGUGCAUAUUGUUUAGCUGUUUUGCUGCUAGCCUAAAUGUUUUUGGUUUUCAAUAUGGUUCCUUAUAAUAAGACCAUUGUUUUUUUUUUAAUGGUUGAAAAAAAUGUCAAAAAGAUUCACUUCUAACCAAAGCGUUUACAAUUGACACAUAAAAUUCAUAAUGAGCACUUUAUUUGCAAUAUCUUAGUACAAUCUUCUUUCUUGAACUUCAGGUUCACAUCUUCUUUAAUUGAAGAAUAUAUAUAAUCUAGCAUAUGUCAUGGAAUUUAUCUUCCAUUCAACUCCUUCAAAAAUCUUCCCUCAGUGUCUACCUACCAAUAUGCAUCUUCACAAUCGAAAAGCAUUAUACCUCAUAAAAGGAAAAUUAUACAUCUUUUUAGAGAAAUAAUAAAUUUCAAACAUGACUUGACGAAGUAUUUGAUUGGAAUAGUUUCACAAUGGGAUUGGCGCACAAACAAAGACCCCUAAUUGACAAGUUUAGAUCAAUAGAGUGAGUUUCACCCAAACAUAACAACAUAAGUAUCAAUCUACAAUUACUUCUGGAUAUGAUGUGAGAGGAUUGUAUCAUAAAGCAAGGGACAACAA